AUGGAGUUGAAGAAGAAUUUGGAAGAAUGGCCUCCAGCUGAGCCAUCUAAUGACCGUGGCAGCACUGUGUGGUGCAAGAGCAUCGUUCUGGCCUUCAUCCUGGUCUUUCUCCUUAUCGGGGUCUUUGUUGGCCUGUUAAUUGCUUACCUGGUGCAAGAAGAACACCAUUUCUUGGAGACAGUGGAACUGAGGGGUCUCAAGUAUGAUACUGUAUUGCAAGACGAUAUGUCCUCAUUGUCCAUCGUUCUCUCUUCCACCAUCCAGGCCAAGAUCAAACAUGUCUUCAUUGCCUCGUCAAUAGCACCUCAUUUCGUGGGCUGCAAUAUCAUAGCCUUUGGGAACAUCAACGGCAACGUGAUGGCGACGUUUAGGCUGACCUUCCGCACGUCCAAGGCGCAGAAGUACUCUGACAACUUCAUCCAGGACCUCCUGAGAGUGGGCCUGGCCGCCUUGUUCCAUGGGCGCCCCCUGGUGGUGCCAGAUUUUGGGGAGAUCAGCACUGUCAUCUUGUUGGGAGCCAGUGGGAAGUCCUUCUAUCACAUUGGAGACGAGACAGGCACCUGUCCCGCCAGCACCUUCACCUGUGACAACGGAGAGUGCCUCACCAAGCCAAACCCCGAGUGUGACUUCAUCCCUGACUGUGCUGACGGAUCAGACGAAGCCCACUGCUCCUGUGGCACCCGUCCGGCCAUGGGCAGCAGGGUGGUGGGGGGGGAGGACGCCCGGCACGGGGAGCUCCCCUGGCAGGUCAGUCUGAGGCUCCAGGGCCGGCACACCUGCGGGGCUUCCCUCAUCAGCAGGAGAUGGCUGGUCAGUGCUGCCCACUGCUUCGAGAGGGACAGGAACCCGAAGGAGUGGACGGCGCUGAUGGGGGCGAGCCUGGUCAGCGGGGAAGAGUCCGAGUCCAGACUGGUGAAGAUCAAGAGCAUCAUCGUGUCCCCGCACUACAACCCCAGGACCACCGAUAACGACGUGACGGUGCUGGAGCUGGAGGCCCCGGUCGCGUUCAGCCCCUACAUCCAGCCCGUCUGCCUGCCCUCCACCGCGCACGUCUUCAGCUCGGGCCAGCAGUGCGUGGUGUCGGGCUGGGGGGCCCUCCAUCAGUACAACAGUGAGCUGCCCCCGAACCUUCAGAAGGCUGUGGUGAAGAUCAUCGACUCCAAGACCUGCAACAAGUCGAGCGUUUACCGGGGCUCGGUCACCCGCAACAUGGUGUGCGCUGGCUUCCUGCAGGGCAAGGUGGACUCGUGUCAGGGUGACUCUGGAGGGCCCCUGGUGUGUGAAGAGGCUCCAGGGAGGUUCUUCCUGGCAGGGGUGGUGAGCUGGGGUGUGGGCUGUGCUCAGAUCAACAAGCCCGGGGUCUACUCCCGCGUCACCAGGCUCCGGAACUGGAUCCUAAGCCACAGCGAGCCCAACCUGGCUCAUCCUCUGGGGGACCCAGUCACCCAGCUCACUGCCACAGCGAUCGACACCCAUCCCCAAGCCUUGAUCACGUCCCCCGCACUGCCAGCUGUAAACUGCAGUGGUAACUAUAAGUGUGGCGCCGGAGCGUGCAUCAGCAAGGUGAACCCUGAAUGCGACGGGGUCGUUGACUGCCCCAACAGAGCCGAUGAGAAGAACUGUGACUGUGGGCACCGCCCGGCCGUGGGCUCACAGAAGAUAGUGGGAGGGGUGAACGCUCGCAGGGGCGAGUGGCCCUGGAUCGCCAGCCUGCAGUUCCAGCGCUCCCAUCGCUGUGGAGCUGCACUCAUACACUGCAAGUGGCUCCUGACUGCUGCACACUGCUUCAACAGUGAUCCUAACCCCGGCGGCUGGACAGUGGGCCUGGGCUCUGUCUUCCGGUCCGGGGUCGGGGCGCUGCUCAUCCCCGUGGAGAGGGUCAUCCUGCACCCCAGCUUUAACGGGACCAGCAUGGACUUCGACGUGGCCCUGCUGGAGCUGUCCAUCCCGGCGCCGCAGUCCUACACCAUCCAGCCCGUGUGCCUCCCCUCCCCCACACACAGGUUCCUCAGCACCGCGGAGUGCUACAUCACCGGCUGGGGCGCGCAGAGCGAGGGAGGCUCCCUGGCCAGCCUCCUACAGAAGGCUGCGGUCAGUAUCGUCGACCAGCGCGAAUGCCAGCAGGCCUACGGCAACGGGCUGAUGCCCAGCAUGGUGUGUGCGGGCUCCGCAGAGGGUGGGAGAGACACCUGCAUGGGGGAUUCCGGAGGGCCCCUGACCUGCCGGGAGCCUUCGGGCCAGUGGUUCGUGGCGGGGGUGACCAGCUGGGGGCGCGGCUGCGGUCGGAUUGGCUUCCCGGGGGUUUACACGCGAGUCACCGCCAUCAGACACUGGAUAUCCCAACACCUGCCCUUUUAA
Molecule: messenger RNA, 2358 nt
Organism: Conger conger (European conger)
Lineage: Eukaryota; Metazoa; Chordata; Actinopteri; Anguilliformes; Congridae
Gene: tmprss9
Product: transmembrane serine protease 9
Exons: 15
Coding region: 1-2358 (785 amino acids)
Biological process (GO): proteolysis
Molecular function (GO): protein binding; serine-type endopeptidase activity
Source: RefSeq, a predicted model, not a curated record